AUGCCGCUGGCUGGCUGCCUUACGGUAGCCCAGGCGGCGUCUCCCCUCUACAAAUAUCCUGUCGACAUUCCAGGCCUGGGCAAGGUGCAGGGCGUUGCUGCCCUCAACAGCUCUGUGGCCGACUAUGUCGACAAUUGGGCCAACAUCUCUUUCUUUGGCGGCAUUCCGUUCGGUGCCAACCGCUUCGCGCCUCCUCAGCCUGUGGCGCCAUGGAACAUCACCCUGGACGCCUCCACCUUUGGCCCCAUCUGUCCUACCUCGAACCAGCAGAUCUCGACGUACCCCAUGAGCGAGGACUGCCUGUCCGUCAACAUCUGGACCCCGGCCACCUCGGCCGACGACAAGCUCCCCGUUGCUUUCUGGAGCUACGGCGACGGCACCGCCGCACCCCAGGCCCAGUUCAACGGCGGUGGUGUCGCCGGCAAAGGCAUCGUAUUUGUCACCUACAACUACCGCAAUGGCGCGCUGGGUUUCGUCGCCGACCCGAGCCUGCCCGAGGUUACCGGCAGCAACGCCACUGGCAACUGGGGCGUAUUGGACCAGUACCUCGCUCUCAAGUGGGCGCACGACAACAUGGCCGCCUUUGGUGGUGACCCGGACCACAUCACCGUCAUGGGCCAGUCCUUUGGCUCUGCCGCCACCUUCCACAUUGUCAAUAGCAACCUGACCACCAGCCUUGGCAUCCGAGAUCGCACCCUGGAUGAGGCGCUGGAGAUUGGUGCCGCCGCGCUCGCCGAUCUUAACGUCACCACUGUUGACGAAGCUCGCGCUCUUUCAUAUGAGACCAUCCUCGCUAGCACUGGCACCGAAGACCAGGAGGUUAAGCCUGUACUCGACUACUAUGCCAUUCCCGACAAAUACAUUGCCUCCAUUCGCCACGGCGCUGCUAAUAAGGUGCCCUACAUUACUGGCAACAACGCAGGCGAGUACGGUGUAAGCAAUACCUUCACCACUACUACUGAUGACUACAUCUCCUACGUCGAGGGAAUCACUGGCGACUUGAACGCAACAUUCCUUGCCGUCUACCCUGCCGAUAAUGAUACUCAGGCAUCGACCUCCCAGAUCGCCCUUGUCCGCGACCAGAGCACCGUUAGCAGCUGGCAGGCCAUGGAUGGCUUCAGCAACUCCUCGGGCGCCACCACCUACACUUACUACUGGAACUACGCCCCGCCCAACGACGGCAGUGCUUCCCAUGGUUCCGAGAUACCCUAUGCGCUUGGUAACCUCUGGGCUCAGGCUGGUGUCAACUACACUUCCGAGGACUUCUACGUCGCCAACGUGCUCAGCAGCUACUGGGCCAACUUUAUCAAGACCAGCGACCCUAACUCUGGGGACUCGUAUAACAACGGCACCCUGCCCGCCAUCUGGAAACCCAACUCUGUUGUGGGCAAGACUACCUUCAAGGUCGGUGCUGCUUAUGAAAACAUUGGCGUUGCAGGUUCGGAUGCCAAGAUCCAGGCUUUCUUGGAGUGGUUUGCCGUUACUCCUGCUAUCUAG
Penicillium arizonense is the source of this 1497-nucleotide messenger RNA. RefSeq lists its product as uncharacterized. The transcript has 2 exons. The coding region runs from base 1 to 1497 and encodes 498 amino acids. The record is from RefSeq and is a predicted model, not a curated record. Lineage: Eukaryota; Fungi; Ascomycota; Eurotiomycetes; Eurotiales; Aspergillaceae.